Molecule: messenger RNA, 198 nt
Organism: Thlaspi arvense
Lineage: Eukaryota; Viridiplantae; Streptophyta; Magnoliopsida; Brassicales; Brassicaceae
Source: the annotation of a GenBank genome assembly
AUGGAGGAAGCCGCGGAGACGGUUGUUUACGAGCAGGAUGCUGUUUCUUUCGGCGGUGAUGCACGGGGGAAGCACAGGAUCCUUGCAGAGCUUGGUCGCGUUGAACAGGAAGUCAGAUUCUUAGAGGUAAGUAACAUCUCCUUUCGAAAUUCCCACUUCCGAUGUGGCAAUUUGAUCCUCUCUACUUGUCGGCGCUGA